Messenger RNA from Anopheles coustani, 957 nucleotides. RefSeq names its product fibrinogen-like protein A. The transcript has a single exon. Bases 1 to 957 code for a protein of 318 amino acids. The record is from RefSeq and is a predicted model, not a curated record. Lineage: Eukaryota; Metazoa; Arthropoda; Insecta; Diptera; Culicidae.
AUGGCCAAACUUGACUACUUGCAAUACAAGCUUCACGAAAUGGAACUCGCGCAGAAGGAACGCGACGAAGAGUUUGCCGAGAAAUUUACAAAACUGGAAGGCUCGAUCGAAAACAUUCAGUGGGCCAUUAUCCGCCAUGAUCAGGAUGCUGCACACAACCUGACGGCUCUUCAAGCUCAUUCCCGAAAAAUCCUGGCCCAACAAACAGCAUGCGCCAACCACGAAAAGAUGCGCAAUGAAAUCUCACAGCUGACUCAAAAACUAAACCAUUCUAUUGGCUCCUACUCCAUGCUGUCAACGCCAGCUUCCGUUUUCAAUGGAUCUGAACCAUACAACUCGUGUAAAGAAGCUCCUGCAAAUAUGUCUGGAGUCUAUUUAAUACAAGUGAGCGCAAAUUCCUUCACAUUCGAAGGGUUUUGUGAACAAAAUAGUUUCGGCGGUGGAUGGCUGGUAAUUCAGUACCGCUACGAUGGAUCCCUGGACUUCUACCGGAACUGGACGGAAUAUCAACAAGGCUUUGGAAAUAUCAACAAGGAGUUCUGUAUCGGAUUGGAGCGAUUGCAUCAACUCACAUCGCAAGGAUCUUACGAGCUGUUGGUUGAACUAAAGGGAUUCAAUGGUAGUUAUGCAUAUGCUCUAUAUAAUGAGUUUCAGAUCGGGAGCGAAUCGGAGCAAUAUCCCCUAAAGAAACUAGGAACGUACAGUGGCACUGCCGGUGAUGCUUUAACGGGUCGGCAUAAGGGAAUGAAAUUUACUACAAAAGACCGAGAUAAUGAUGAAAGAGACUCAAAUUGUGCUGUUUCGUUCGAAGGUGCUUGGUGGUAUAAAGAUUGCUUCGAAUCGAACUUAAAUGGAAGAUACAUGAACAAAGUUGAUUCAAAAUCAAUGAACUGGUCUAAAGGUGCUACUAACUACCAAGGAUGGGCAUAUUCAAGGAUGAUGAUGCGUAAAAUGUAA